Molecule: messenger RNA, 568 nt
Organism: Cherax quadricarinatus
Lineage: Eukaryota; Metazoa; Arthropoda; Malacostraca; Decapoda; Parastacidae
Product: cuticle protein 16.8
Source: RefSeq, a predicted model, not a curated record
UAUCAGGUGCUAGUGUUUCUGGGUCUGGUCGCCCUGGUUGCUGCACGACCAGACAAGGACCUUGAUGACGACUUCCACCAAGAACAGAACAUCGAUGAUGAUAACACCAUCACUGGAUCAUACAGCUGGACUUCACCCGAAGGGGUUGAGUACUUCGUGAAGUACAUCGCUGACGGUGAUGGCUACCGUGUCUUGGAGUCCAACGCUGUGCCUGUCACCGCUGACGGCGUCAGAGCUGACGGCACCCAGGGAUCCUUCACUUCCUCCGAGGAAGAUAGGAAGUAGUGGGACUCACCCCUAAGAUAACCUGCGAUAUCCUAUGAUGUCCUACGAUGUCCUACGAUAGUCUAUGAUGUCUCUGAUAGACUUGUGAUGUCCUACGAUAGCCCUGCGAUGCUCUACGAUAUUCUACGAUAACCUGCUAUGCCCAUCGAUAUCCUACGACAUUCUACGAUAUCCUUCAACAUCCCAUGACAUCCUACGAUAUCCUUAAACAUCCUAUGACAUCCUACGAUAUCCUUCAACAUCCUAAGACAUCCUACGAUAUCCUAAGGGCCUCAAACAGUGC